Molecule: messenger RNA, 6267 nt
Organism: Gadus macrocephalus (Pacific cod)
Lineage: Eukaryota; Metazoa; Chordata; Actinopteri; Gadiformes; Gadidae
Gene: elna
Product: elastin a
Exons: 49
Coding region: 296-4672 (1458 amino acids)
Molecular function (GO): extracellular matrix structural constituent
Source: RefSeq, a predicted model, not a curated record
CUGCUUGUCUGUCUGUCUAUCUCGUCCUGUCUGUUGCUCCAUGCUGGCAACAGCAUCUGCACUGUUGGCAGGAGUGACCAGAAUAAAAACAGGAACACCAGACAUCGGGGAGGGAAAAAGGCAAAGUGAUCCAUUGAACGCUAGACUUUGCCCUAUCCUAAUUACGUCGUGUCCUGUAUCUUUUUCUCUCUUUUCCUUUUUUUCCACUCUCCAAGACUUUGGGCUAUCGUGGUAGUCAGAUAGAGGAGCAUAAAACGUGCAUAUCCAGGAGAGAGGUGCCGUAUUGUGGAGCGAGAUGGCUACCAGAGAGGUUCUGCUGUUCUUCUGUGGACUCUUCCUCGUUGCUGUGAUUCAACCGUCCCUCCAAGGCGGUGUGUUCGUGCCUGCUGGUGCAGGAGUUGGACCAGGUGGAGUUGGACCAGGUGGAGUAGGACCAGGUGGGGCGGGACCGGGAGCGGCCCUCUUUCCAGGUGCCGGGAGAGUACCUGCGGGCUACAAACCGGCUAAAGCAGCGGCGGGAGGUUAUGGAGGGGGUCGAGGUAUAGGGCCUGGGGGGUUUCUUCCCGGUGGUCAUGGAACAGGUGGCUUGGGCACUGGAGGACUGGGUGCAGCAGGAGCCGGUGGAAAGGGUCCCAAACCAGGCUAUGGGAACCUCGGUGCUGGGAGUCUAGGUGCUGGGGGUCUAGGUGCUGGUAGUCUAGGGGCUGGAGGUCAAGGGGCCGGAGGUCUUGGGGCUGGUGGAGUCGGAGCAGGAGGUGGCUACGGUGGAUACAGAGGGCCCGUCGGUGGAGCAGGUGGCUUUUUCCCUGGUGGAGCGGGGCAGAAGGGUCCUAAACCAGGCUAUGGAGCACAUGGCGUGCGUCUAGGUGGACUAUACCCAGGCUACGGGGGAGUCUUGCCAGGAGCCGGGUUGGGAGGCGCUGGUCUGCAGCCAGGCCUAGGCGCAGGAGUCAAAGGUCCCAAACCACCGAAAGGAGGAUAUGGGCCUGGUGGUGCUGGAUACGGGCCUGGUGGUGCAGGAUAUGGGCCUGGUGGUGCAGGAUAUGGGCCUGGGGGUGCUGGAUACGGGCCUGGUGGUGCAGGAUAUGGGCCUGGUGGUGCUGGAUACGGGCCAGGUGGUGCUGGAUACGGGCCUGGGGGUGCAGGAUACGGGCCUGGGGGUGCUGGAACCGGAGCUGCAGUUCCUGCUGGAGUGCCUGUCAUUCCCCAGACGGGACUGCCGGGAGGAAUCAAUCCUGCUGCUGCAGCUGCUGCUGCUAAGAAAGCUGCAAAACUGCCAGGUGUUGGCCUGCCUGGCCUGUACCAAGGAGGCCUCGUACCAGGACAAGGGUUCGGUGGUCUUGGAGUUCUCCCCGGGGUAGCCACUGGCACUGGACUAAACCCUAAAUCACUUCCCGGCGGAGCUCAGGGAGGAGCAGGCACAGCAGGAGGCCGUGGCUACGGUGGACCAAUGCAACCCGGGGUGUUCCAUGGAUAUCCGCUCAAAACACCCAAAGUGCCAGGUGCCUAUGGAGCAAAGAAAGCUGCUGGUGGCAAAGUUCCAUAUGGCUAUGGGGGCUUCGGGACCGGGGGAGCUGGCAGUCUUCCUGGUGGGCAAGGAGGUGCCGGGUCCAACCCGGGGUACCCCAUCGGAACCGGGGUGGGCGCAGGAGGAAUCUCACCGGCCCAGGCUAAAGCUGCCAAAUACGGUGUGGCUGCGGGUGCAGUGCCAGGUGGUGUACCGGGAGCUGGAGGUGUCUACCCAGGACAAGCCUACCCCGGUCAGGCCUACCCAGGACAACAGCCAGGGCAAGCCUACCCAGGACAAGCCUACCCAGGACAGCAGCCAGGGCAAGGAGGUAUACCACUAUACUAUGGUUACGGAGCUAGUGCAAAGGCAGCUAAAUACGGUCUUCCAGGGGCAGGGGCGGUCCCGGGUGCUGGGGUAGUGGCUGGAGGUGCAGGCCUCCCUGGGGGAGUCCCAGGAGGAGUCCCUGGAGGAGUCCCUGGAGGAGUCCCAGGAGCUGGGGGGUAUUCAGCGGCGGCUAAAGCUGCUAAAUAUGGACUAGGAGGAGCUGGUCUCGGAGCCGGAGGAUACAACCCUGCAGCAGGGGGAUACAACCCCGCAGCAGGGGGAUACAACCCCGCAGCAGGGGGAUACAACCCCGCCGCAGGGGGAUACAACCCUGCAGCAGGGGGAUACAACCCUGCAGCAGGGGGAUACAACCCCGCUGCCGCCAAAGCUGCUAAAUAUGGACUAGGAGGAGCAGGUCUCGGAGCAGGAGUAGGGCCAGGAGCAGGUGGACAAGCUGCAGGAGGACCAGGGGCAGGCCUUGGGGGAAGAGGAGUAGGAGCCGGAGGAUACAACCCCGCUGCCGGAGGAUACAACCCCGCUGCCGGAGGAUACAACCCCGCUGCCGGAGGAUACAACCCCGCUGCCGGAGGAUACAACCCCGCUGCCGGAGGAUACAACCCCGCUGCCGCCAAAGCUGCUAAAUAUGGACCUGGAGGAGCAGGCCUCGGAACAGGAGGAGUAGGACCAGGAGGAGCAGGCCUUGGGGCAGGGGGAUACAACCCCGCUGCCGGAGGAUACAACCCCGCUGCCGCCAAAGCUGCUAAAUAUGGACCUGGAGGAGCAGGCCUCGGAACAGGAGGACUAGGGGCAGGAGGAGUAGGACCAGGAGGAGUAGGACCAGGAGGAGUAGGACCAGGAGGAGUAGGACCAGGAGGAGCAGGCCUUGGAGCAGGAGGAUACAACCCCGCUGCCGGAGGAUACAACCCUGCUGCCGCCAAAGCUGCUAAAUAUGGAACAGGAGGAGUAGGAGCAGGCCUUGGAGCAGGAGGAUACAACCCUGCAGCAGGAGGAUACAACCCUGCAGCAGGAGGAUACAACCCUGCAGCAGGAGGAUACAACCCUGCAGCAGGAGGAUACAACCCUGCUGCCGGAGGAUACAACCCUGCUGCCGCCAAAGCUGCUAAAUAUGGACCUGGAGGACUAGGAGGAGCAGGAGGACAAGGAGGAGCAGGAGGACUAGGAGGAGCAGGAGGACUAGGAGGAGCAGGAGGACUAGGAGGAGCAGGAGGAGGGGGAAGAGGAGUCGGAGCAGGAGGAUACAACCCCGCUGCCGGAGGAUACAACCCCGCUGCCGGAGGAUACAACCCCGCUGCCGCCAAAGCUGCUAAAUAUGGUCUAGGAGGAGUAGGACCAGGAGGAGUAGGACCAGGAGGAGUAGGACCAGGAGGAGUAGGACCAGGAGGAGUAGGACCAGGAGGAGCAGGCCUGGGAGCAGGAGGAUACAACCCCGCAGCCGGAGGAUACAACCCUGCUGCUGCCAAAGCUGCUAAAUAUGGAUUAGGAGGAGUAGGCUUUGGAGCAGGAGGAACGCGUCCAGGAGCCGGAGGAGCGGGAACAGGAGCAGGAGGAUACAACCCUGCAGCAGGAGGAUACAACCCUGCAGCAGGGGGAUACAACCCUGCAGCCGGGGGAUACAACCCUGCAGCAGGGGGAUACAACCCUGCAGCCGGAGGAUACAACCCCGCAGCCGCCAAAGCUGCUAAAUAUGGACUAGGAGGAGCAGGAGGAGCAGGAGGAGCAGGUGGACAAGUUGCAGGAGGACCAGGGGCAGGCCUCGGAGGAAGAGGAGUAGGAGCCGGAGGAUACAACCCUGCUGCCGGAGGAUACAACCCCGCUGCCGCCAAAGCUGCUAAAUAUGGAGUCCAACAAGGCAUAGGAACUGGUCUGGUCGCCGGAGGGUACUCUGCUGCCGCCAAGGCUGCCAAAUAUGGUGUGGACGUUAAUGCAGCGCCCAUUAGUGUUGCAGGAGGAGCAGGGGGGCCUACAGUAGGGGGAGCACUGCCUGAACCAAGAGGAGAUGGAGGAUUCGCUGACUCCAAGACUGAUAAAUAUGUGGAAUCAGGGAUCACCGGCACCGGUAUACACUUGCACCCCACUCCAGGGCAGGCUGUGGAGGUGCAGCCAGGUCUAACGGGUGGGGCGUCUCCGGCUGGGACGGGUGUCCCUGUCGCUAGUAAACCAGCAAAGGAAGUAGGUUUAGAAGGAACGCCUGGCCCAGAGUCCACGCCUAUUGCCCCAGAGGUCACAAAGCCGAGUGUUGGUGGUGGAGUUGUUCAACCUAGUGGCGCUGCUGAAACUGGUCUGAAACCAGCAAAGAGUUAUGUAGCAGUUGGGACUGGGGGAACUGGCGGCGGAGGGAUUCGUAACCCCUGGCUCGGCUACGGAAAUCCCUACGGUGCUGGAGUGGGCCUGGGAGGCGGGCCCGGAGGUGUGCUGCCCUUAGCUAAACCACUGAAGCCCCCAGCGUUUGGUGGAGCCGGCGGGGCUGGCAUUCCUCUGUCGGCCGGACUUCCUGCAGGAGGAUACGGUCCAUACGGUCCAUAUGGUCAAGGUUAUGGACAGGGUGGACAGGUGUACCCUGCUACUGGGGGGCUGGGACCCGGUGGAGCAGGAGGUUACGGCAAUCUGGGAGCUGCUGGGGGGUAUCCACAAGGUGCUGUUGCUCCAGGUUACGGUGGUGGAUACCCACAGCAGGCUGGAGGUGGAUAUGUCCCUGCCCCACUGACUCCUCAACAAGCCAAAGCAGCAAAGUAUGGAGCGUUGGGGGGAUUCCUUGGGGGUGCAGGAGGAGGAGCCUACCGGGGUUGCCAGGGGAAGUUUUGUGGCAGGAGGAAGUAACGGAUCUCUGGGCUACGCUGUGACCUCAAGAAACCAUGGUGCUACUGCAUGAUGUCGAAUGUACAUUUUGUAUGCAAACACAUCCCCCGAUUAGAGAGCAUGUAGGGAUGGUUGAUACUUACUUUGUCCUACAGACCCACCGACUCAGAAUUUUGUAAAACUUAUCUUUGAUGAAGCUAGUUGAACUGAUGAAUGAUAUGAUAACAUGUCCGUUUAUCAUAUGAUGACAUGACAUUUCUUUUGUUUUGUUUGUUGUACCGCUUAUAGGGUCAGAUGAAGAAAGUGUUAUUGAACAGACAACCUGCCCUCAUUGCUACUAGGUUAACUAGUAUUUGUGUAAUGGACAACAUGCCAGUUUCUCAAAAUGAGAAACUGGUGGCCCUCAAAUAAAAUAAAAAAGUCCAAUAAAAUAAAUAAAAACUAGAAUAUAGAAAUAGUUAAAUAUUUUAAAUUCAAGAGAAACAGUGUUUUUUGCAGGGGUCUGUGUUUAUGCCCCUUCAACCUAGCCUGGUGAAAGAUCACUUGUGUAGAGGACAAAGGGAUUGACACGUGCGUGCUAACACAACCGUACAAUACCAUCUUGUAAUCGACUGUGCACACUGUAGGCAUUUGGUCCUCCAUCCUUGGAUGUGUUAGGGUUCUCAAACCACCACCCUGCAUAUCCUAUGGAGGUGGAGGUGAGAGGUAGAAGGCAUGUCCCUGGUGCUGACGCAUACUUCUUCAUGGUGCAUGUUCUCUGUUCAUGUUAAGCUUGUGACUGUAAAGAGCAGCCAGUUUGCCAGGUUGUUAUGACCUGCUCUCCUCAACAAUGGUCAUUCUAUGCAGUUAAGCAGCCCUGAUGUCACCUUAUUUCUAUCAUGACCAAAAGUGUAAAUGAAUGAAGGACCGUUUUGUGCUCAGGAUUAUUGUAUACCAGAAGGUGUUUCAUGUCCUUAAAAAAAAAACGUUAGGAUACUGCUCUGGUAUGUACAUUGUUGCAGGACAAUGACUUAUUAAUUGAGUGUAGUCUCACUAAUUAAGGCUUUCUGUAUUUACAUUUAGGCAACUUGUCAUUAUUCAAGAUUCUGUUUUCACCCAACCUUAUUUUCCUCAUCAUUUUGUCAUUAGCAGGUAUGUCUGAACAAGAAGUGAGAAAAUAUGUUUUAAACUUUGCUUCAGCAUUUAUUCAAUGUUGAGAAUUAUACUGACUAAGAGCUUUUUUUAAAGAUGGAGACUACCUAUGUGUUUAUGCCCUGUCUAAGUGGGACUUUACCGACUUGAGUUACAUUAAAGGAAGUCUCACGCGUGAUCAGCUCAACUAAUAAUAGACCCUCUUUAUAUAUGUGUGUACUGUAUUUUAUACCAGUUUGACUUAAGCGCACUUGGUUGUAUUUCGUGCUUCUGUAAGAACUAUAUUUGAGCCUUGCUAGGUCCAACCUUGUCUUCUGUGCCGUGAGAUACUAUGUUCAUCUUAAUUUAAAAAAAGAAAUUAAAAGGAGAACCAUGGGGAUUUUGCACUUUUUUGUAUUUCUACGACACACUAUGACAUGCGCCAGACAUCCUGGCAUUUUAUUUGCUUCAUAAGAUAACAAAAUAAAAUGUGUUUAAAAAAUCAA